This is a messenger RNA of Desarmillaria tabescens, 1419 nucleotides long. RefSeq names its product glycoside hydrolase family 47 protein. Gene Ontology annotation, cellular component: endoplasmic reticulum; membrane. Bases 1 to 1419 code for a protein of 472 amino acids. Gene Ontology annotation, biological process: carbohydrate metabolic process; mannose trimming involved in glycoprotein ERAD pathway. Gene Ontology annotation, molecular function: mannosyl-oligosaccharide 1,2-alpha-mannosidase activity; calcium ion binding. The record is from RefSeq and is a predicted model, not a curated record. Lineage: Eukaryota; Fungi; Basidiomycota; Agaricomycetes; Agaricales; Physalacriaceae. The transcript has 17 exons.
AUGCGUUGGACAGUCGUUCUUUCAAUUCUCUCGUUUCUAUCAGCUGGACCGGUGCAAGUUUCGGCAAUGCAAAAAGCUGGGCUAGCACUUCCAGAUCCUGUAUUGGCCUCGAAAUACCGCGACUUGGUCAAGGACAUUUUCAGGACGAGCUACGCCGCUUAUAAGCAAUACGCGUGGGGCCAUGAUAAUCUCGCUUCUAAAAGCCGGUCGUAUUCUGACGCUCGGAAUGGCUGGGGUGCUUCCAUUAUCGACGCUAUGAGCACUAUGUAUGUUAUGGACCUGGGUGACCUCCUCAACGAUGCUAUUGCCUACGUUGGUACCGUCAAUUUUCGCUCAUCAAAGACUUUGGAUCACGUCAGGUAUAUCGUAGGCUUUUAUAGCAUCUUCGAGACGACAAUACGGUAUCUUGGGGGCAUUCUUAGCGUUUAUGAACUCCGGGGAUCCAAGGAUAAGGUGCUUCUUAAGCAGGCUGUCGACCUUGGCGAUAAGAUGGCCUAUCCCUGGGUCGGGGACAAUAACCUACCUUUUGGUACAAUUGAUUUCACGUCAGACAAGCCUGAUGUCGAUACGGCAAGUACGAACAUCGCUGAAGCUGGUACAUUACUCAUGGAAUGGGCUACGUUAAGCGCAUAUACCGGCAACGACACAUACCGCAAACUGGCCGACAAAGCCAUACGCCAUAUAGCGGGUCAGGACGCUCCCUUCCCCGGUCUCGCUGCGCAAAUUAUCGAUCGUCCUUCAGGAAAAUUUGUAGGGGGAUACGUCGGCGGCGGUUCUGACAGCUACCUCGAAUACCUGCUCAAUAUCUAUUAUCGCGUUCCACUGUUGGCAAUCAUCUUUACACUCGUGAUUAUGAUGCGUCAUCGAAGACAUUUUACGACGUCGGCUCACAUUUGGCUUUGUUUUCAUGCUGGCAACUGGUUGUACGGCGGAACUAUCCUUCAAAAUCAGACUAUUGUAAAUACUGCCCUGGAACUACUGGAUGGAUGUUGGAAUACGUACGCCAGCACAGAGACAGGGAUAGGGCCUGAAGCCUUCGCUUACAUCACUCCCGAACAGAGCGACAGAUCACUCUCAUCGAAUCAACGACCAGAAGUCCUCGAAUCAAACUUCUAUGCUUGGAGAAUAACCGGAGAUUCCAAGUAUCUUGAUCGGGUGGCCAAAGCAGUCGACAAUUUCCAGAAAUACCUGCGAACAGACGUUGCAUACGAUGGUAUCUACAACGUGGAUGACCAGACGCCGACCAUGGUUAACAAUAUGGAGAGUUUCUGGUUUGCGGAGGUGUUGAAGUAUCUGUAUCUGACGUUUGAUGAUCCUACAAACAUGAGCAUCGACGAUUAUGUUUUCAAUACCGAAGCGCAUCCGUUCAGAAAGUUCAAGUCGGAAUGGACAUUAGUUGGUCCACCGAUAACUCUGUGA